Messenger RNA from Lingula anatina, 8198 nucleotides. Its product is annotated as HEAT repeat-containing protein 5B. NCBI's taxonomy places the organism in Eukaryota, Metazoa, Brachiopoda, Lingulata, Lingulida, Lingulidae. Gene Ontology annotation, cellular component: endocytic vesicle; Golgi apparatus; membrane. The record is from RefSeq and is a predicted model, not a curated record. Gene Ontology annotation, biological process: retrograde transport, endosome to Golgi; intracellular protein localization; endocytosis.
GUCCCUGACACAUUACUCAUUACACAGAGGAAGUGUGGUGAAGAAAUCUGGCAGAUUGAAAAACAACCCGUUCAUUAAAUCACAACGAAAUGUUUCCAGAUCUUAAAAACAAGAAACGUGUGGCCUGACACUGUGUGAUGGAGCUGGCUCACAGUUUGCUCCUCAACGAAGAUGCUCUCCAGAGGAUCCAGGAGACCAAGAGACCUGUGUUCAUAUUUGAAUGGCUGAGAUUCCUGGACAAGGUGCUAGUUGCUGCUCAAAAGUCUGAUAUCAAGGAGAGUCAGAAGAAGCUGAUAAGUCAGCUGACUGCACAGAUCAGUGGGAACCAUGGUCCACCAUCCAGAAAACUGCUGGCAAGAUGUCUGGCCACUCUGUUCAGUGUUGGAGACACAUUUGCCCUGUUUGAAACCAUAAACACAUGCAAUGACAUCAUCAAAAAUAAAGAUGAUUCCCCAAGUUACCUGCCAACACGCCUGGCGGCCAUUGCCUGUAUUGGCGGAAUGUAUGAGAAGCUUGGAAGGAUGGUUGGACGGUCAUUUGAAGAAACAGUCCAGUUGCUCAUCAAGGCUUUGAAAAAUGCUGAGUCUACAGGUCGCUGUGAAAUUAUGGUCACACUGCAGAAAGUGGUGCAAGGGCUUGGUUCUGCAGCUUGUGGUGUCCACAAAGACAUCUAUAAGGCCACCAAAUCCUGUAUGACAGACAGGUCCAUGACCGUCAGGUGUGCUGCUGCCAAGUGUUUGGAAGAACUAGUCCACGAAGCUCCCUUCAUGUACACCACAGAGACAGAGGCGGUGGUCUCGCUGUGUUUCCGUGCCCUGGAUGGCUCCAACUAUGAUGUCCGCUGCUCUGUGGCGGAACUGCUUGGCCGUCUGCUGGAGGCUGCACUCACAGCGAAGCCACAGGGGACCAAAGGCAAGCAGAUGAAGCUGGAGGAUGUUCUGAACCUGUUGUCAGCAGGCUUCCUGAAGGGAGGUUCUGGAUUCCUGAAGAGUUCAGCAGCAGGAGAGAUGAUAAAGGGAGGAGGCACAGUGAACAGGGAGAUCAGAGUAGGAGUUACCCAUGCCUAUGUCCAGUUUGUACGCUGUAUGGGAGGUACUUGGUUGGAGAAGAACAUUGUAGUGUUUCUGGAUCACAUAUUCAACCUUGUGGCCAACCCCAAGGCCACUGUUACCCAUGUGGAUGCUGUCUAUGCCAGGAAGUGUGUCCAGUUCAUUCUGAGGACUGUAAUAGGAAGUCUUCUGGGGGAAAAGGCACAGAUUGCUGCUGCCAAGGAAAUUGCUCAAGUGAUCACAAAACAAAUGAAUCUUCUCAGUCCAGAUGCGAUGACGGAUGGUACAGGUGGUAACCAGACCAUUGACUUCACUGGGAGUCAACACAUCUUGGUCUGUGCUCUCCAUGAACUGGGCAGUCUGGUCCAAACACUGGGGACAUCUGCUUCUCCACUCGUGUCUGAGCCUAACUCUGGUAUCAUCCCACCAGUGAUCAGCGUCCUCCUCCACAUCAGCCCUGCUGCCCGCCUGGCCGCCGCCUGGUGUCUGAGGUGUAUAGCAGUGGCUCUCCCCUCCUAUCUAACCCCUCUCCUAGACCAGUGCAUGGGUAACCUCAGCAAGAUGAAGGCCUCCCCAGAGGCUACCUCUGGCUACUGCUUUGCCCUGGCUGCUCUGCUGGGAGGGGUGCAUCAGUGUCCACUGGGAAUACCACAUGCUAUUGGGAAGAAAAUCUUCAGUCUCGCGGAAGAACUGUUGAGAACAGCCUCCCAAAACAGUCGCCUCUCUCUACAGAGGACUCAGUCUGGGUGGUUACUUCUGGGAGCUCUCAUGACUUUAGGUGCCCCUGUGGCUAAGAAUCACCUUCCCAGAAUGCUGUUGCUGUGGAAGAAUGCCUUCCCUCGCUCUGUCAAGGAGCUGGAGGCAGAGAAGUCGCGUGGUGAUGCUUUUACCUGGCAGGUGACACUAGAAGGGAGGAUGGGAGCUCUGGCAACCAUGCAAAGUUUUAUCCAGCACUGUGGGGAGUUAGUGACUGAAGAUGUGACCAGGAGACUCAUGGCUCCAAUUGAAUGUGCUCUCACCAUGCUGGCCCAUAUGCCUGGCAUUGUGAAGAACUAUGGUGCCCAUCUGAAAGCAGCAGCAGCCAUGGUCAGGCUAAGACUGUAUGAUGUGUUAGCUCUACUUCCACCAAAGACUUAUGAAGGUGCUUUUAAUGCUCUGCUAAGAGAGUUAGUGGCAGAGUUCACCCUGACUGACAACCCAGCCAAUACCACCACCUCAAUGUUGAGGUCCAUGUGUCACAUAGAUGACAGCGUUAUACUGGGCUCAUGGCUCCAGGAGACAGAUCAUAAGGCCAUAGAAGACCAGCUUGAGCCUAAUCGUAGGUUGGAUAAGGAGCAUUUACAACCCAACAGUGCAUCUGGGUCAGGAGCUCUGGAACAUGAUGCCAUCUCUCUGUAUCUACGCUUACAACCUGGUGAGGGUAAGCCAGGUCCCCUGCCCCUGGGUGUGGCUGUCAUAGACAGCUCUGUGAAGCUGUAUGGGUUGAUCUUCCCCCGGGUCCCACAUAAACACAGGCUGAAGAUGUUGCAGCACUUUGCAGACUGUAUCAAACAUGCCAAGUCUCACAGGCAACAGGCUGUGCAAAUCAAUAUUUUUACUGCAGUACUGUGUGCUCUUAAGUUCUUGGCAGAAAAUAAAACUGGAUUUGGUCAGCUUGAAGUCAGAAAAGAAGCUGUGAAGUUGGUCUUGGGUGCCCUGGGCAGUGCCAACCCCAUCCUGCGCUGUGCUGCAGGGGAAGCUCUAGGAAGAAUGGCCCAGGUGGUGGAAGACAGCAGGUUCAUUGCUGAAAUGGCACAGUUCAGCUUUGAUAAGUUGAAGUCAGCCAGAGAUGUAGUGACCAGAACUGGACAUUCACUGGCCCUAGGCUGUCUCCAUAGGUAUGUGGGAGGUAUGGGGUCUGGACAGCACCUUAAUAUGAGUGUCAGUAUACUGCUGGCACUGGCACAGGACACCACCUCACCUGUGGUACAGGUAUGGUCCCUCCAUGCCUUGGCUCUGAUAGCAGACUCAGGUGGUCCAAUGUACAGAGGUUAUGUGGAGCCCACCCUCUCCCUGGUGCUGAGCUUACUCCUGUCUGUUCCACCCUCUAACACAGACGUCCACCAGUGUCUGGGCAAGUGUCUGGCUGCUCUGAUUACAACUAUAGGACCAGAGUUACAAGGUAACACAGGUUCCAUAGCAACUGCGCGGCUGUAUUGUCUUGUUUGUUGUGCCAUAAUGCAGGACCAUCCAGACUCUCUUGUCCAGGCAGAGGCCAUAGCUUGUCUACAACAACUUCAUAUGUUUGCUCCCAGGCAUGUCAACUUAGCAACACUGGUGCCACAUUUAUGUGCAACGUUAAACAGCAACCACUUGCUCCUACGUCGUGCAGCUGUGGCCUGCAUGCGACAGCUCGCUCAACGUGAAGCACGCGAGGUCAGUGAGCAUGCACUGACACUGGCUGUGGAGGACAGGACAAACAAACCAGGCAUCAUCAUCACAGAGACUGGGCUGGAAGGAGCUCUGUUUGAGCUCCUGGAUAGUGAAACCGAUGCCCAACUAUGCAAGGACGUUCAUGACACCUUGAUCAGCAUGCUGCACUCUCUGGCAGAGGAAAACCUGACCCGCUGGUUUAUGCUGGUUAAAAAUGUCCUGGCUGCUGCUACAGAGUCUGGUACCCCAGUAGACAGCCCUAUGCAGGAGACAGCCACUGGCAAUGAAGAUGAUGACGAUGACGAUGAUGAAGAUGAUGAUACCGAGUUCAAAGCAGCAGAAGCUGAUAUCACUCAUCCCUUGAUUGCCCCAAGGUGGCCCACCCGUGUGUUUGCCACGGAGUGUAUGAGGAGGAUAGUUGGGGUCUGCGAGGGGAACAAUGCCAACUUUGACCUAGCUCUGGCCAGAGAACUGAAACGCACCAAUGGGAAGGGAGAUUACCUUGUCCUCCAUUUGUCCGAGCUUGUUAGGGUGGCAUUUAUUGCAGCCACUGCAGACAGUGACCAACUCAGAUUGGCAGGACUGGCCACAUUACAGGAUAUCAUCCACAAGUUUUCCAAGGUGCCAGAGCCAGAGUUCCCAGGUCAUGUGAUCUUGGAGCAGUAUCAAGCCCAAGUAGGAGCUGCCUUGCGUCCAGCUUUUUCUCCAGACACCCCAAGUGAUGUCACUGCUGCUGCCUGUGAGGUGUGCAGUACCUGGAUAGGCAGUGGUGUGGCCAGAGAUCUCAAUGAUUUACGCCGAGUCCACCAGCUCCUGGUCUCUUCCUUGGAGAAACUCAAGUCUGGGAAGGGCAAGGCUCAGCUCUAUAAUGAAGGGGCCUCCACAAUGGAGAAGUUGGCUGUUCUCAAGGCUUGGGCUGAGGUUUAUAUAGUAGCUGAAAACCGGGAGAGGGAGAGAGAUACCACAAUAAAGGAGGAAGAAGAUGAGUUUGGGGAUGCCAUUAAUGGAGAAAGUUUGUUAAGUCUGGUAAAGCCUGAACUGCCUACACUGAGCAAACACUGGCUGUCUGCACUGAAGGACCAUGCUCUGUUAUCACUGCCCCCAGAGUUGUCCAGUCAGUUGCCUGCAGAGGGAGGCACAUUCUACUGGGCAGACACCAUAGACUCCUCCAGACUUCAUUACAAAAAAUCCUGGGCUCCAAUGCUUUAUGCUGUGGCUCUCUGGUUGAAUGAAGGGGGUCACGCAACCAAUCCCAAAGAGUCCUCAUCAGCUGCUACAACUCCUGUUGAGCCACCCCCUGCCAAUAUGCAACCAGAUGAGCUAGAUGAUGACAGAUUCUUUCUUUUGAUAGGUAUAUGUAUGGAGGCCAUGUGCAGUCCAGCCUCAGUUCAACCCUUGGAGAAUGUGGAGAUGUGUCUGAAGUCUAUGUAUGCUUUGCUGGAUAAACCAUGGCCCCGCAGCAGGCUAGGCAAGGACAGUGCUCUGUCUAUAGAAGUACUAAAUGUUAUGCACAGAUUAAUCCUGACCCGUGAGAACCCCUCCACCCAGCAGUUGGUCCUGGGUGUGGUGCAGCAAGUGGUUAAGGCAGCCCAAGAACACUUUGAAGCUGAGAGAACAAGAGCCACAGACGAAGACACAGGAGCAGAAGAUCAAGAGAACCCACCAGCCAACAGCGAGAAGGUUGUCAACCUGGGCGAGGGCGGAGAGAGUGGAGAGAUCACCCCAGGGAAGUCUGUGGUGUAUGCCACCCUGGAGGUGAAUCUAUGUGUUCUGAUACGUUAUAUCCCAGCACUGAAUCCAGCACUGCCCAGCACAGGCUUCACUCAGCCUCACAGGGUAAAUAACAUGUCAGAGGAGGUUGCUCAGCUCAUAGCUUCUACCCUCAACAUCAUGAUGGAGUUGCCUGGGCUCUGUUCGCCUAGAGGCACUCUGUCUGUACUGCCUACCAUCCUGUUCCUGGUGACUGGCGUUAUACGAGAGCUAGCACCCAGAUCACCUGACCUUAAUGGCGUUCCCCUGCCUGUAGCAAUGUCCCUGCAGGUCCUGAAGGCAUUCUGUAGGUCCCACUUUCUACAGAUAGAGGAGUGCAGAGCUGGGUGGAUUAAAUUACUGCAGAGCACCAUGGCCACCAUCUUGGCUUUUGCCAACCCAGAUCAUGAGAAUGACCAGCCAGGAGUUGACCAGAGCAUUCUCAUGCUGACCCUGGCAGUGUUCCUCACCUCAUGCCCCACCGAGGUGACCACUCCAAAGAAUGUCCAGCAACCCUGUGUGGACAUAUUCAAGGAGGCGUGGCAGUCACAAAAUGAUAAAAUCAUCCUGACUUGUGUCCAGACAUUGGCCUCUCUCUUCCAACAUCCUGACAGAGAACUUUCCACACCAUAUAUUCAUCAGCUGGGUCCAGCAAUAUUGGAAAAUAUGCCAUCUUUUUCCAAGAAUAGACCCAGCAGUGAUGUGAAACUAAACAUUGCAAAGGAAAGCAUCCAUCUGUUGGAAGGCUUGGUAGCUGCAGCAGAGGAUAAUAAUAGAAUUCAACUGAUUUCAAUGCUGGUGCCAUUACUUAUUUCCUUCUUGCUGGACAAUUCCGAAUUGGCCGGUGCCAGCAAACCCUCCCGGGACCUUCACCUUUACGCCUUACAAAGACUGAUGCAGGUGGGACCUCAGUAUCCAGAACAGUUCAGAACUGUCAUGGGAAGUUCAGUUAACCUGAGGACAAAGCUGGAGGCAGCUGUGAAAGCAAACCAACAGGCUAAAAAGCCCCAGGAACAAAAGGCUCAAGAAGUGAAGUUAAAACCAGUAAAACCAAGUAUUCAGCUUAAAACGGACUUCAGUGAUUUUGCAAAGGGAGGGAAAUAAGGAGGAGGUCCUCCCCAUGUAGUAGUCGCUUACUCUAUUCAUUGUGGUGAUCACUUCAGGAAGAUUGAUCACACAUCAUGUCAAUAAUUUAAUAUUGCCAAUAAUUUGAACACUUAGAUAUAAUCGGCAUUCACUAUCUGCAAUAUUGUUUAGGUAGGAAAUUGUUUCUACUUAUAGAUAUUUGUGAUAUAUAAUGGUUAUUUUUGGGUAAUUUGAAGUAGUUUUGACAGGUAGGGUCUUAGGCUUUUUGUAUCACUGCCAGUUGUACCCUGUACAGUGAAUGCUUUGACAGUGUCAGGAGCACAUGUAAAAACCAGUGUGCAGUUUUUUCAUCCCAAUAGCAUAUCUUGUGUUUGUAAAUAGUCGGCUUGAAGUAAAACCAGUUUAAUUUUAUUAUAUGCCUAGUACAGUAGCCCUAUUUUGUAGGACUGCAUAUUCCUCUUUGUGUUUGAAUAAGUGAACUGUUUGAACAAUUUAACUGGCAAUGCACAAUCACCUUAUGUAUCACAUUUCACAAGUUUAAUGCUUUAUUGCUAUGUUGCCUGUUGUAUUGUUUGCAAGCUCUGUCAUUCACUGCACUUGUAAAUUAUUAAGCAAAAAUUUCAGGCAAUAUUAAGAAUUUCAUAAAUGUGUUGAAGGUAGGAAAUUACAGUGAAUAUGGGAAAGUGGUAUGUUCUCAUUUUAAUUACGCUGUUAAGUUUUUUUAAUUUAAUUUUAAUUUAUUUAUUUAUUAUUAUUAUUAUUAUUUAUUUAUUUAUUUUUAUUUUUUUUGGUCAGUAAUCUUUUGGUCCAUGAAAGAUGACAUUGAGCUAUUUUUUUGCCAACUGGCAGAACAGUACCACAUUACCUGGAGAUAGUUUUGCACUCACUGUGAACAUUUAACAUGCUUGUGUACAUAAAGCAACCACGGAGAGCUCUCAUAUACAACUCAGUCAAGAUAUUUUUGCUCAGGAUUUAUGUCUACUUUAAUUGUUUUAUCAUGGUUUUCAUUGUCCUGUAGAGCUUUAGUUUGCAUGACAUUUCAGAGGUUUUAAGAAUACUCACAGCUCCCCAGCAAUGUUUUUAAUAAUAUUUAUUUAUUUCCAAUUUGGCUUCAAACUGAGCUUCCAUCUGUAAACAUGUAAACACAUUAUAAAUGUAAAUGCUGUUUGUUAAAAAGAAAACUGUCCAGACAUGUACUUAAUUUUAAAACUAGUUCCCAAAGUAUUGGCUUUGAAAAUAGUCAAGAUAUCUGUGUCAGUUAGCAAUGCAUAUAUAUCAAAGAAGGUUAGCUAUUAAAUGGUGCUAAAACACUUUGUUUUGUAUUUGCAGUUUGUGAAAGUGUUUUGAUAGGAAGCAUAUUGCGGAGUGUAAACUUUACUUUUGACAGGAAUUUUGAUUCAGAAAUCUUGUCAGGUUCACUUGGCAAAUGGUAGUUGUCUAAUAAAAAAAACUUAAGGAAAAAGCAAUAUAGUAAUGAUUUAACAUGACUGUGCAAAAGAGCUAACUGUGGUGGCUCUUUUUAUGGCAAUGAUCAUAUACAUAUACUGGAGAAACUAAAUUGACUUUCCUGGCCUGUAAAUGCUUAAGGCAUUUUAACAACCUAUUUGUAGCAGUAGAAUAAAAUGUUGAGUGAGCAUUUUGUACUUAAAACUUGCAGAUGUUAGAAAAAGGAAAUGUGAUCUUUCAAUGAUCACAACUUAAGUCUUAUAAGAAUUGAGAAGAAAUCCUGCCAUUUCUUUUAGUCUACAGGGAUAUGAAAUUUGUAGAUUUUAGCUCCAAAUGUGCAAGUGUCCUCACUUCUAUUAAAGCAUAGAAAAACUUUGUGAUCAUAUGAAGGGCUUUUAUUAUAACCAGUACAUGUAUGCCCAUAUCAAGAUUGUAAUAAAAUGGAAUUAAUUGAAA